CACUGUCAACAACGGCGACUCUUGGGCCCAUUUCAGCGACUAUAAAAAAAAGUUGAGCACCUUCCCGUGGCUUCCUCGUAUCCAAAGCUGCUCCUGUUCUUCCCACCUCGGACCCAAAUCAGCCCCCAAGAAUCCGACCAGCCUGUUCCCUGGUACUGGGUUUAGUUUAGGGGAGGAAUGGCGACCAAGAAGAGCGUGGGCACCCUGACGGAGGCGGAUCUGAAGGGGAAGAAGGUGUUCCUCCGCGCCGACCUCAACGUCCCGCUGGGCGACAGCCAGAAGAUCACCGACGACACCCGCAUCCGCGCGUCCGUCCCCACCAUCAAGUUCUUGAUGGAGAAGGGCGCCAAGGUCAUCCUGGCCAGCCAUCUGGGACGUCCAAAAGGUGUCACUCCCAAGUACAGCUUGAAGCCUCUUGUCCCGCGCUUGUCUGAGCUCCUUGGAGUUAAUGUUGUUAUGGCCAAUGAUUGCAUUGGUGAGGAAGUUCAGAAGUUGGCUGCUUCUUUACCAGAUGGAGGUGUUCUGCUUUUAGAAAAUGUUAGGUUCUACAAGGAGGAAGAGAAGAAUGACCCUGAAUUUGCCAAGAAGCUGGCAUCUGUUGCUGAUCUCUAUGUAAACGAUGCCUUUGGUACGGCACACAGAGCUCAUGCUUCAACCGAGGGAGUUACCAAGUAUUUGAAACCUGCUGUGGCCGGCUUCCUUAUGCAGAAGGAACUUGACUAUCUUGUUGGCGCUGUUGCCAACCCAAAGAAGCCAUUCGCUGCAAUUGUUGGUGGAUCAAAGGUGUCCACAAAAAUAGGGGUGAUUGAGUCUCUAUUGGCUAAGGUUGACAUCCUAAUCCUUGGUGGUGGUAUGAUAUUCACAUUUUAUAAGGCCCAGGGAUAUGCUGUAGGCAAAUCUCUUGUUGAGGAAGACAAGCUUGAACUGGCAACUUCACUUAUUGAGAAAGCCAAGUCAAAGGGGGUCUCACUCCUGCUUCCCACUGAUGUUGUAGUGGCUGACAAAUUUGCUGCAGAUGCUGACAGCAAGACUGUUCCUGCAUCAUCUAUCCCUGAUGGUUGGAUGGGCCUGGAUAUUGGCCCUGACUCUAUCAAGACUUUCAGUAAGACUUUGGAGACCACCAAGACUGUCAUCUGGAAUGGGCCUAUGGGAGUUUUUGAGUUUGAGAAGUUUGCAGCUGGCACUGAUGCGAUUGCCAAGAAGUUAGCUGAAAUCACUGCUAAAGGCGUGACAACCAUCAUUGGAGGUGGAGACUCUGUUGCUGCGGUCGAGAAGGCCGGGUUGGCGGACAAGAUGAGCCACAUUUCGACUGGCGGUGGUGCGAGCUUGGAGCUGCUGGAAGGCAAGACCCUCCCAGGUGUUCUUGCUCUUGACGAAGCGUAGGCUGGUCCUGCAGUAUAUACAUGGUGCAAAAUGCAAGUCCUCUUCUCCUGUCCAUUAAACUAGGCGUGUCUCUUCUAGUUUUGCCAGAUGAGUAGUGAAUAAAUUGGAGGUGUGCCCCGAACAAACUGAUAUGGUAUUGGAAUGGGAUGCGUUUUAUCCUUUCUUUACUCAAACCCUUUUUACAAUAGCCAUGCUUGGACUCUGGAAGUCUGGAUGCCAGCCACUCAGUUGGCUGUUUGGUACUUCACGGAUUUCAUGGUGACAUACCUCCGUGAAGACAAGUAUGUCGAACACAUUUGACUGAUGGUGGUGGUGCGAAGACAAGGGUGCAGGGCCUUCCAAGUGUCUUUGAUUUGGACUACACAUUUGCGUUGCCUAGAAGGUCUGUGUCAGAUGAACAAUGAAUAAAUUUUGCCCUUGUGCGCAUGGAGAUGUGCCCCGGGCAAACAGAUAUGUCACGGAUGUAUUAUUCGUUCUGCUGUAUAUCUAAAACCCUUUUACAGUACC
Molecule: messenger RNA, 1890 nt
Organism: Sorghum bicolor (sorghum)
Lineage: Eukaryota; Viridiplantae; Streptophyta; Magnoliopsida; Poales; Poaceae
Product: phosphoglycerate kinase, cytosolic
Exons: 7
Coding region: 178-1383 (401 amino acids)
Biological process (GO): glycolytic process; gluconeogenesis
Cellular component (GO): cytosol
Molecular function (GO): ADP binding; ATP binding; phosphoglycerate kinase activity
Source: RefSeq, a predicted model, not a curated record